Messenger RNA from Uloborus diversus, 1246 nucleotides. Its product is annotated as homeobox protein TGIF2LX-like. The record is from RefSeq and is a predicted model, not a curated record. Gene Ontology annotation, molecular function: RNA polymerase II cis-regulatory region sequence-specific DNA binding; DNA-binding transcription factor activity, RNA polymerase II-specific. Bases 142 to 1086 code for a protein of 314 amino acids. Lineage: Eukaryota; Metazoa; Arthropoda; Arachnida; Araneae; Uloboridae. The transcript has 3 exons. Gene Ontology annotation, biological process: regulation of transcription by RNA polymerase II.
UGCCAUAGUAGAGCACUUUUGCCUAGUCUGGUCUUUGUUCCCGGAAGGGAACGACAUAUUGAGAAUGCGCCGCAAUUAUAAAACAUCGCAUCUGAGAUCUGAGAACUCGAUCUUAAACUGUUUUUGGCCAUAGCCGCCUCCAUGUUACAAAGCAUGCCCUCUCCAGUAGCUAUGGAGUCAGAUCAUAAUAACAACCUAACAGAAGUCUCAGCUAUGUCAUUAUCCGUGCCAAAAGAUAUGAGUCCAUCCAAAUUCAAGUUCGUCCAGCGUAGGAGGGGAAAUCUCCCCAAGCAAUCUGUCAGAAUUCUCCGCGGUUGGUUGUGCGAUCACAUGUACAAUGCCUACCCAUCAGAACAGGAAAAAUUGAAGCUGGCCCAAGCUACUCAACUGACUCACUUGCAGGUGAGCAAUUGGUUCAUCAAUGCCCGGCGCCGUAUCCUUCCCGGUAUGGUGAGCAAGGCCAUCCGCGAAGGCAAUCCAGAUCUUGUGAGGCUCAUCAAAAGGCGGCCCAAGGGGGAUUCUUUCAACGACACAAGCUCUAGCCAUGGUUCAGUUUCUCAUACCGAUGACGGCUUCACGACAGAUGUGGAUACAGACAGCGAGGAAGGCAACAUAACCUCCAUGCAGAAUGGCAUGCCUCACGGCAACAAGGCACGAGACCGGAUUCCUACUUCUCAUUCGGCUGUACCGGGCAAGCGCAAUCCAGAUGGAGGAUACCGGGAACGAAAUGGGAAAAGGAAGAUGUCAUCUGCUUCUUCGUUCCACAAUUAUUCCUUCAGUCCCUACUCCUAUUGCAGAGGCGAUUCUAUGCCCACUUCACCGGAUACUGAAGAUCGAACGUCUUCUCCAGUUCCCGUCCAACGUGAUGAGAUGUUCAGUCGGUUUCUCAAUAACUUGCUGAUGGGCGAAGAAGCUCCGACGGAAGCUAAUGAGGUUCACUCUCCGAAGAGCAGUUCACCGGCCGAACUUUCGGAUCGUCCUUCGGUGUACGACACGAAAGAAAAUGCCUCGGAUAUGCAGUCGCCAUUGCACGUCUUGGCCAGUGUGGCAUGUGCCUUUCUCUUUGAAGAGAAAAAUUGCUCCUAAUCUGUGAUGACCUACCUGAAUUACAUGCCUUCAGAACAUUGAAUUCAUUGUGCUUUAACAAUCAACAUCAAAAUAUUUCAAUCAUUAUAUUUUUGUAUCUUGUAUAUGCUGUAAAUGUUAAAAUGCAUCUCUUUUAACUGUUGUUGUUCCUUUUCGUGAU